This is a messenger RNA of Pelagomonas calceolata, 2151 nucleotides long. NCBI's taxonomy places the organism in Eukaryota, Pelagophyceae, Pelagomonadales, Pelagomonadaceae. The record is from the annotation of a GenBank genome assembly.
CGCCGACGGGAAACGAUGAUGAUGUUAUUGCUCGUGGCGGGCGCCGCCGCGCUGGUGGCGCCGGGCUCUAGGCCAUCAGGUGCUGUGGCGUGUAGAGGGGCUGCUUACGAUUACUGCGUCCAGGCCCUGGGCUGCACGGCGGCGGAGGCGACCAAGGCCGAGGGAGCGCUGUUGCCGAAUAUUGCCGAGAGCAUGACUCGCACGCAAAUCGAUUGCGUGUGCGAUUGGCUACAGUCCUCGCUCGACCUGAGCGACGCGGAGCUGAAGAAGAUGUUUCUGACGUUUCCGCAUAUUCUGGGCUUGAGCGUCGAAGCGACCUUGGAGCCGAAAUUCGAUUGGCUGCAGAAGCGCCUCGACCUGGGCGACGCGCAGUUGAGGAAGCUGGUUAUGACGCGCCCGCAACUGCUGGGCUUGAGCAUCGAGGACAAUCUUGCACCGACGCUCGAGUGGUUGCAGACACGUCUCGACCUGGAUGAAUCGGGGCUAAGGAAGAUGGUUCUGGCGGUUCCGUCACUGCUGGGCUACAGCGUCGAGGACAACAUGGCGUUGAAGCUGGAGUGGCUGCGGAGGCGCCUCGACCUAGACGACGCGGGGCUGAGGAAGGUGGUUCUGGGGCGUCCGCAACUGCUGGGCUUGAGCGUCGAGGACAACGUGGCGCCGAAGCUUGACUGGCUGCAGACGCGCUUCGACCUGGACGACGUGCAGCUGAGGAAGAUGGUUCUGACGCGCCCGCAACUGCUGGGCUUGAGCAUCGAGGACAAUCUUGCACCGACGCUCGAGUGGUUGCAGACACGUCUCGACCUGGAUGAAUCGGGGCUAAGGAAGAUGGUUCUGGCGGUUCCGUCACUGCUGGGCUACAGCGUCGAGGACAACAUGGCGUUGAAGCUGGAGUGGCUGCGGAGGCGCCUCGACCUAGACGACGCGGGGCUGAGGAAGGUGGUUCUGGGGCGUCCGCAACUGCUGGGCUUGAGCGUCGAGGACAACGUGGCGCCGAAGCUUGACUGGCUGCAGACGCGCUUCGACCUGGACGACGUGCAGCUGAGGAAGAUGGUUCUGACGCUUCCGUCACUGUUUAACUAUAGCGUCGAGGCCAACCUGGAGCCGAAGCUUCAUUGGCUCCAAACGCGCCUCGACCUAGAUGGCGAGCAGCUGAGGAAGGUGGCAGGAUGUGUGUCGGUACUGAGUACGAGCAUUGACAUUCUAGAGUCAAAGCUCGAGUGGCUGCAGACGCGCCUCGACCUGGACGACGCGGGGCUGAGGAAGGUGGUUGUGGCGUUUCCGCCACUGCUGGGACUGAGCGUCGAGAACAACAUGGAGCCAAAGUUGUGCUUCUUCGAGGAGGAACUAGGUCUCUCUCCGUCCGAAGUGCGCGCUUCAAUAGUAUCCGCUCCAUCUCGUCUGGGCCGCAGCCUUAAAACACGGUACCGGCCCCGACUCGAAGUCUGCCGCGCCGCCGGUGUCGAUGCCUCCCUUGUCCUCUCCUAUGCCACCAUAGUGGACGAAAAGUUCUGCAAGCGCGCCCGCAUCCCCCUCGAGGCCCUCCGUGCGGCCCAGGAGAAGCGCCCUCCCGGAUAUCGCCGUCCGCUCUGUUCCAAGGAGGCCGAUAUCACUGUCGCCGUCGCGCCAUGCGCCCCAGCGGCGUUCCUCGUGCCGCCGCGCCCGCGGAGAAGAGCCGCCGCGCCGCCGCGCCGAGCGCUCAAGGGUGACUCGACGAUCACGGUGCUGCACCAGUUUGAAUCCGUCGUCCUCGACCCCGCGCUCGCCGCCGAUGGCAACUUUUGGAUCUACGCGUUAGUUGUGGUUGAGCAGGGCGGUUUUCCACUUAACGUCCUCGGCGACCCCGAGGCGUCCGCAACGGACCUGCUGAUGGGCGGCGGCGCGGACGAGACGGACGCCUACGACUACGAGGGCGUCGUCUUCGAAGCCACGCCCGUCGACGCGCCGCCCGGGAAGGCGGCCGCGCUCGUCGUCGCCGACGCGACCUUCACGGCGAUGCCGGAGGCGGCGUGGCGACGGUUCAGGACCGUCAUCGCCGUGGGCGGGGAUACGGACUACGGCGACGAGGACGCCGGCCUCAUCGCGGUCUCCUCGAUGGGCGAGCUCCGCGCGCUCACGAUAUGCUCGUACGCGAGCCUGAACAAGCGGGCCUAA